This is a messenger RNA of Astyanax mexicanus (Mexican tetra), 6052 nucleotides long. RefSeq names its product macoilin 1b (gene maco1b). The transcript is spliced from 11 exons. Gene Ontology annotation, biological process: neuronal signal transduction. The record is from RefSeq and is a predicted model, not a curated record. Bases 482 to 2581 code for a protein of 699 amino acids. Gene Ontology annotation, cellular component: rough endoplasmic reticulum membrane. NCBI's taxonomy places the organism in Eukaryota, Metazoa, Chordata, Actinopteri, Characiformes, Acestrorhamphidae.
GGGAGAAACGUCGCUCAAACGAAAAAGGCCGUCUGUGCGGUUGUCAGUCGCCCUAUAUAUCCUUUCUCUGUGGAGUCUCGACAAAACAGCGCUGUGUUGCUUACGGCUGGUGGAUGGAAGUGGCCGGCCAUUGAUCAGCCCGUCUGACCGCCUGUGGAAAACGGUGGCUGCGGUCAGAUUUGGGGCGUUUGGGUGAAAGUAAACGUGUGUUUGAGCGUGUUCCCUGCGUCGAGAAGAAGGGAGAGGGAGGGGGAGUGAGGGAUAGAGGGAGAGGAGGGUCUUCCACUCAGUCUUUUUAUUUAUUUCUUUGUUUCCAGUUGGGGGGGGAGUGAAAAAUAAUAAUAACAGCCAUCGCUGUUACAGCCGCCGAGCUCACACAGGGACCCUCCAAUGUCGCUCCGCACAGCCGGAGACGGAGACGUGGCCGCUGCUGCGGUAGGCUGUUGAAGAGAAGCCGAAGCAAAGAAGGGAAAACAGGAGGAUGAAGCGGCGCAAUGCGGACUGCAGCAAACUCCGACGGCCGUUGAAACGGAACCGAAUCGCCGAGGGGAUCUACAGCAGUACCUUUCUCUACCUGAAGUUCCUGUUUGUGUGGGCUCUGGUGCUGCUGGCAGACUUUGUGCUGGAGUUCCGGUUUGAGUACCUCUGGCCCUUCUGGCUCUUCAUCAGGAGUGUGUACGACUCCUUCAGAUACCAGGGCCUGGCUUUCUCAGUGUUCUUUGUGUGUGUGGCGUUUACAUCAGAUAUCCUAUGCCUGCUCUUCAUCCCAGUGCAGUGGCUGUUCUUUGCUGCCAGCACGUACGUGUGGGUGCAGUAUGUCUGGCACACAGAAAGAGGUGUGUGUCUCCCCACUGUGUCCCUAUGGAUCCUUUUUGUUUAUAUUGAGGCAGCUAUAAGAUUUAAAGAUCUGAAAGACUUCCAUGUGGAUCUAUGUCGUCCAUUCGCAGCACACUGUAUUGGGUACCCUGUGGUGACGCUGGGCUUUGGCUUUAAGAGCUAUGUGAGCUAUAAGAUGCGUCUGCGGAAGCAGAAGGAGGUACAGAAAGAGAAUGAGUUCUACAUGCAGCUCCUCCAGCAAGCCCUGCCACCAGAACAACAGAUGCUGCAGAAACAGGAGAGAGAAGCAGAAGAAGCAGCAGCCAAAGGCGUCCACGACGCCGACUCCCCUCCCGUAGCUCAGAACGGCUCGGCCGGAGGCAAGAAGCCCGCGUCCAGUACGUUACCGGAGCUGGAGUACCGGGAGAAAGAGCGAGGCAAGGGCGAGAGCCGGGAGUCCAAGAAACAACACAACCAGAACCAGAACCAUCACCACAACAACAGCAGCAGCAGCAGCAUCCUGCCAGUAGUGGACUAUAAAGCUCAGGAGCUGGAGUACAUGGAGAACCACGUUAGCAGUAAGAGACUGAGCGGCUCCGAGCUGCUGGGCAGCACAGAGAAUCUGCUCCUGAAAGAGGACAACUCUUCAUCCUCAUGCUCAUCAUCCUCCUCCAACUCCACCUCCUCAAAAAAUUACAAAAACGCCAGUGGCGGCGGCGGCGGGGCCGGUGGGAACUCUUCGCCCCGAGGGCACGGGACGGCCAACGGCAGCGUUCCCUCCUCCGGCGGAAACUCAGCAUCCUCGUCCUCAGGAAAGGGCGAGAAGAAGAAGUGCGGUGGUGGGAAAGGGGCGGGGUCUCACCGAGAUCCUGUGGAGAACUGCAUCCCCAAUAAUCAGCUCAGCAAACCCGAGGCGUUGGUCAGGCUGGAGCAGGACAUAAAGAAGCUAAAAGCUGACCUGCAGGCGAGCAGGCAGACAGAGCAGGACCUGCGCAGCCAGCUGGGCUCUCUGGGCAGCUCGGAGCGCAGCAUACGCACUGAGCUCAGCCAGCUCCGCCAGGAGAACGAGCUGCUGCAGAACAAGCUUCACAAUGCUGUACAAGCAAAGCAGAAGGAUAAACAGACACUGGGUCAGCUGGAAAAGCGGCUAAAGACAGAACAGGAUGCGCGAGCAGCAGCAGAGAGGCAGCUGGCGGAGGAGAAGAAGCGUAAGAAGCUGGAGGAGGCCACAGCAGCCAGGGCUGUAGCUCUUGCCGCUGCUUCCAGGGGGGAGUGUACAGAGUCUCUGAGGAGGAGGAUCUCUGAACUUGAGACUGAGUGUAAGAAACUCACGCUGGACAUAAAGGUCAAAGAGGACCAGAUCCAUGACCUCGAGCUCAAAGUCCAGGAGCUGCAUAAGUAUAAAGAGAAUGAAAAGGACACAGAGGUGUUGAUGUCAGCCUUGUCAGCGAUGCAGGAUAAAACCCAGCACUUGGAGAACAGUCUGAGUGCAGAGACCAGGAUCAAGCUCGACCUCUUCUCUGCUCUCGGAGACGCUAAGAGACAGCUGGAGAUCGCACAAGGUCAGAUCCUGCAGAAAGACCAGGAGAUAAAAGAUCUGAAACAGAAGAUCGCAGAGGUGAUGGCCGUCAUGCCCAGCAUCGCUUAUUCUGCAGAUACCAGCAACAUGAACCCGGUCGCCCCCCACUACUCCUCCAAGUUUAUGGACACCAGCCCCUCCGGCCUGGACCCCAACGCAUCCGUCUACCAGCCCCUCAAGAAAUGAAUGCUCGCUCCAGCUCACAACUCACUGAUCAUCAAUCUCUCUCUCUCUCUCUCUCUCUCUCUCUCUUUUGCUCUCUCUCUUUUGCUCUCUCUCUCUCUUUCUUAAUCUCUUUUUCUCUCUCUUUUUCUCUCUUUCGCUCUCAGUGUUCAGUUUUUCUCUUCAUAGGCCCAGAUCCGGCCCCUCUUCGGCAUGUCUGAGGCUCAGAAUGUUUUGGGAUUUUUUUUCCUUCUACUGAUACUUUUCACCUGGUCAGAAGGAUGUUGUAUUGUGUGACUGUAUUUGUUGUAGUAAAAAAAAUCAGAACAAAAACAAAAUAACAAAAAAAGACUUUUAAGGGACAUCACCCGUUGAGUAGGAAAUUGCUGUUGUUUUUUGUUUUGUUUUUGUUUUUGUUUUUUUUCUGGUAAAUAUCUAGAAACCUCACAGAUGUUGGCGUGCGUUUUUUUUUUUUUUUUUUUUGCUCCUCUUCCCCCCAAAAUUGUCCCUCUACAUCAUUUUGGCCUUGAAUCUUUAAUUAUUCUAAUAAUUUAAUAUAUAUUUUUUGUAUCUCUCCCUAAAUGAGAGAAAGGGGACUCUGGUCUCGGGUCUACAGCAGAAGGUCCUUCAAGCUGAAAUGCUUUACAGAUUAUUCCUGACUUUAAUUCACUCUUUAAAAAAAAAAAAAAAAAGUUAUUACAGCAUCUAUUAUUGUAAGGUUUCUCCAAACCUCCUUGAAGUUACUGCACGUACAUGAGGCAUCUUUUGGGAUUCCGUGCCAUAUAGUUGACAGAAAAAAAACAGAUUUGGAACAAAUUGGAGCAAAUUUGCACCUUUUUCUGAAAAAUUAAAUUCUUCAUUCUGUUACCUCCCCUCAAAGCACAGCAGCGCCAGUCUAGCCGUUUCGGACUCUUGACAGUCAGUCAUAGAUAACCAGUGCCUUUAGACAGGACCUCAUUGGUGGAAUUGAAUGAAAGGCCUUGUCCCCUUCUUAAGCCUCAAGCCACUUGUCCCCGUUUCGAUCCUAUUCCAACUUAUUGUUUCAGAACGCCAUAAAAGAAUUCCCCUAAAAACAAAACAGAAAAGAUUCAGAACCAUAUAUUGUUAUUGUUACAGCGCACACCUUUUAUUAGUUUGAUUCGGUCUCUUGUUUACAUCUAUUUAUUUUUGACGGACGUUGCACUGUUGAGUCAAACUAUGCUUGAAAUGUAGCUUAGAAGGGAAACUAAAGAAGUACAUUUUGGUGGAUUCUGUGCAAAGUUCCUGUACAUGUGGAAGAAGAGCAUGUGAGACCUGAUUACUCCUGAAAUUCUGUUCUGUUCUAUUGGCCAGUCAAUUCUCUGUAUCUGACAAAUGCUAACAUUUAGUCCAGUGCCAAGUAGCUAGGCCUAUUUUUUUUUUUUUUUUUUUUUUUUUAAUUGUCCAGAUUUGGAUGACUAGGACUACGAGCUGCAGCCCUGCUAGCUUGUGUCGGAAACGGCCGACGUAAAAAACGUUGAAUCGUAUUUUCUAGUUCAGUGUCUUGGUAGCUGAAAGUUGUUCGAUGUUGCCACACGGUGGCGCCAUUGUGCAUAGGAAAAGUAUUGGGACUCUUUUGUGUUCUCAGUAUUGCAGAGUUCACUUCAUGCAUAAGAACAGAGUGUUUAAGAAAAUAAUGUCUCAACCAGAGCCGACAGUCAGCCAUCUUUCCCAGACCAGCACGGCUCCCCACACGGUGCUCGGUUAUUGUCCACGAGGUAUGUAUUUGUCGUUGUUAAAUAUGAAGCAGUUACUGGUAUAUACUGUCUUUCAAUGUUAGUAACUAUUGCAACAUUUUAAGGUGGAAACAAAUAUUUAAAAAAAUAGUAAUAACUUAUUGCCCACACUUCUGUGCAACAAAUUACGACCAUAGUAAUUGCUCAGUUAGCUGAAGCAGUGUAUUUAGUAGAAAAUAACUAGAAUGUGGAAAACCUCAAGGAGUUCAUUUAUUAAUAUUUUCCAUCAAAAUCAGUUGUAUUCUUUCACAAAGCUGAUGUUGUCCUACAUAAUUUGCUUUCCACCUUUAUUGCUGGAGCAGUUAUAUCCUGGCCUCAUUCUAUUCUAACUUUCAGGUCCACCUUAAACUAUGCAUUAGUUAUGUUCUGGCCCUUUUAGAUCAUCCCAGAUAUCAGUUGCAGUUCAAAGGGUGCGUAGUUAUAUUUUGGCCUCAUUAAAUCAUUAAAUUUAAGGAACAGUUUUAUCCUUUCCCCCUGAAUUAUCCAAGUAAUCAGUUCCACCUUAAAAGUUUUAUAAUUUCAUGCUUCACCUGAAACAGUGUAGCAUUUAUAUUCUUUAAGGCUUAAGUAGUUCAGGUUUUGUUCCACCUUAAGUGGUACAGAAGUUUAAAUUGUGCAAUUCUUAAGAGGAUCAGAUUAUUAAGUUCCACCUUAAGUGAUUCAGUACUCAUCCUACCUCCAUUUAAUCUAUAUUCUAAUGUUUAGUUUCAUCUUAAGUGGUGUAUCGUUUAGUACUGCCACUUUAAAAUAUUGAUUUUAAAGGUGCAUGAGUUAUAAUCUGAAGUCUUAAGUUGUUAUUAUUAUUAACUUUUGUUUCCACCUUAAGUGACGUACAAGUUAUUUUUUGCCAACCUUAAAUUACUCCACAUUCCCCAAAAAGUUCCACCUUACGUGGUGCAACAGUUUUGUUGUAGUUUUCUAGUCAUAAUACACCCACUAAGUGGAAGUUGACUUCUUAGUCUUGAAAAAUUAUUUUUUGAAUUUUCAGUUCCACCUUAAAUGGUACAACACUUUAGUCUCUUCAGGACUACAGGCUUUAGCUCCAGUUGUAAUCCAGCCACAAGAGCCUCUUAUUCUUUAUAUGCUAUUUAAGGUGGACUGGAAAUUUUGUUUUUGUCUGGAUCUCUCACCAGUUUUAGGCUGAGGUUUAAUAUGGAUGCGAAGCUGAAACUUGCAGAACAUGGCUCUUUAAAUGUUCUGCAGUUCUGCAGACUUAUCAGGAACAUUUGAUAGAACCACAAUCUCUCAAAAGCUGCUCGAUGAGUUCAGACCCCCAACCAGUUGCGCUGCAGGUGCUGGAGUGGUUUCACUGGUGUUCCUGGAGAAGGGUGGUUGCUGCUCGGCUCUGGGUGGGACGAGGUUCUCGCCCAUCGUUGGUAUUACUGUUUCAGUGCUCUGAGAUCGGAUUAGCCCGAGUGAGUCCUCCGUGGUGUUGUGUAGUGAUCAGCUGUGGUUUUGAGUGUGUGUGUGUGUGUGUGCGGGUGUGUGUUUAAGUUAUGGUGCGAGGGAGACCCCUUAAAGACGGCAGUGUUUGGUCCCCAAAGUGUUCCUGAGAACGGUGAUGUCACGGCGCGGGCGUGGGAGGUUCUGGUGGAUCAGAGGUUAGGAAGCUGAAGGAAGAUGGCACUCGUUUGUGUUCUUUGCCCGACGUCACUCUCCCUCUUCUGUUCUUCUCUCUUCAGACCGUGGCUGCAUUCUCACUCUGUGAGGUUUUUCGAGGAAUAAAACGUUUUUUCUGGCA